This is a messenger RNA of Xylona heveae TC161, 1439 nucleotides long. RefSeq lists its product as hypothetical. The record is from RefSeq and is a predicted model, not a curated record. The coding region runs from base 58 to 1236 and encodes 392 amino acids. NCBI's taxonomy places the organism in Eukaryota, Fungi, Ascomycota, Xylonomycetes, Xylonales, Xylonaceae. Gene Ontology annotation, cellular component: cytosol; spliceosomal complex. The transcript has 2 exons. Gene Ontology annotation, biological process: mRNA cis splicing, via spliceosome.
AGCAAAUCAUCUCCAUAAACUUUUCCUUGUCGCUGUUAGAGAGAUUAUAGCUCAAUCAUGACGGUCGAAAUUCUUCGCGCAGCACCAGCUGCAUCCUCAUUCGUCGCCCUGUCCGAACAUGAAACCCAGACACCCGAGACCUAUCACGACAACAAGCCCAUUCUUCAUUAUCACACUUCCAACGCCCAUGUCGUUCUCUCCAAGGCAGACAUUGAGGAGUUCACAAUCGCAUCGGAGCUUGCACAUGGGAAGCCAGCUUUGGAAGCUGAUGAUACCGGAGUCAAUGGCUCUGCCGCUACAAAUGGCGAGAGUACUACAUCAUCUAGCACAUCCAACGACCUUGUCCUCGAUGGCUUCGAUGUGUGGGUGACGACAGAGAAUCUCAUCCUCUACAACAGUGCCAAGGCCACCGGCUUAUCCAUUCCAUACCCAGCCAUACCCCUCCACGCCGUGCAACGCCUGCGUCUUCCCUCCCAAACCACUUCCGAAGCAGCCGAAGUACAAGGCCUGUAUAUGCAAGUCCUCGCAUCAAGCAGCGAAGCCGAAGUACAAGACCCUGAAGACCUCUCAACGUUUGACGUGACUAUUGUUCCGCCUCACACUCCUUCCACCUCUUCUACCAAUGAAGCAGCCGCCUCCUCCUCCUCAGAGACGCCCGCUCAGCCCUCACCAGCACCCCAAACCGAAUCCUCUUCCGACUCUUCUUCACCAAUAACGCCUCUGUUCACAGCAGUCUCUACGUGCGCAGACUUACAUCCGGACUUUGACCCUGAUGCGUCGGACGAAGAAGGCGACGGCGUCGGAACUCUUGGCGCAGGCGGAAUAAUAGGCGGCACUGGUAUAGCGGGGAUUGGAGGGGGAGCUGGAGCGGGGAUCACCAUAAUUGGCGGUCCCGAGGGCGGCGUCGAACUCUCAGGUGACCAACAGCAACAACCUCAGCUUCUUGAUUUUCCCGCAGAACUGGCCGGUGGCGGGUGGAUCACUUCAGAGAAUGUGAACGAGUACUUUGACGAGGACGGAAAUCCUCGCGGGGAGACGAUAGGGCAGAGAAUGGCGCGGGAGGCAGAGCUGGAGAAUACUAGUACCGACGCCGCGACUAACGAAAUCGAAAACCAACCUCUUGGCCCCGGCGCUGGGUCAGUGCAUCCCCGCGGAGAAGAUGAAGAAGAUGGCGAGGGAAACGCGACAGCAGAAGGCGACAACGCAGAGACCAAAUGGCGUCGAACGGGAGAGUAGAGCAGAAUGGAUCCAAUUGGAUUUACGUUUUACUCUUCCACUUGAAUUCAUUUCUUUACUUUCAUUUCUUCUUCAUCAACCUUGGCUAUCCAUUAAAAAAAGGGGAAAAGUAUAAAAAGGAUACAAAAGACGCGGAGUUGAGUCCGCUGGCUUGGCAUACCAACCACCAUCAUCUCCUUGAAUAAAAAAUAUUGAACUGGCCU